Messenger RNA from Neodiprion fabricii, 3872 nucleotides. RefSeq names its product cationic amino acid transporter 2. Gene Ontology annotation, biological process: transmembrane transport; amino acid transport. The transcript has 14 exons. Gene Ontology annotation, molecular function: amino acid transmembrane transporter activity. Gene Ontology annotation, cellular component: plasma membrane. The record is from RefSeq and is a predicted model, not a curated record. NCBI's taxonomy places the organism in Eukaryota, Metazoa, Arthropoda, Insecta, Hymenoptera, Diprionidae. Bases 758 to 3184 code for a protein of 808 amino acids.
CGCCGAAGAGCGAGGAACGGCUGCGAACCGUGUGGUUGUACCGCGCAACGCCAGUGUCACACUAAAAUGUGACUCGACGCAACGAGCACAGAACCGAAAUUCCAUUAGUUUAGGGAAAAGCCGAAGUAUUUGAAAAAAAAAAGGAAAACAAAGAAAAUAUAGAAAAAAUAAAUAAACCGAAAAAGUGUGCACCUUGGAUUAUAUGCAUCCGUUACACCGCUGACCGAUCGCUAACACUAGUCGGAGAUAUAAUACAUAUCAUUUUAUCCUAGUUGAAAAAGACUCUCGCGUAGUCGUUGAGGGGGGUGAAAGGAAAAAAAAGGAGCAAGCAUAAAGAAACUAUAUAGAUAAGGAAAAAUACAAAUAAAAAAAAAAAAACAAAUAAAAAAUAUAUAUACAUAUAUGUUAUGGUUAAAAAGUUAAUAAUUUUAAUUAUAUAAAAAACAAAAAAAAAUAAAUAAAAAAUACAAUUCUAUGUACACGCAUAUCUACGAUACGAUAUUAAAUUAUAAAUUCAUGUUGUAAGAAAUAUACCGCGUUAACGUUAAACGGGGAGGGGGAAAAAAAAAAUAAAAAUUAUAUUCGUUGAACGUAGCAGUUGGCUAAGUUAUAAUUACAGUGUGGUGAUUUUGGAAGUAAAAUUGGUUUUCUAUUUGUUUUACUUGUUUCUUUUGACGCAAUAAAUAAAGGAUUGAUAAAUCUGUGAUUUGUGUCGCGAAGAUAAUAUUCUCGGGAGACUGGUGCAGGCAACGGAAACAUGAAGCUGGAAAUGAUGAACAGGGAGCAGGGCCUGCAACUCUUCGGGAAACUAAUACGGACAAAGAACAUAGAAGGUCUCCAGGGUGACCAUGGAAAACCGGGACCCGAACCGGCCGAACCACCCGAUUCAAAACAGAAAUUACAGAAGUGCCUCACCACCCUGGACCUCACCUCGCUCGGCGUUGGAUCCUGCGUCGGCACAGGGAUGUACCUAGUGGCAGGAAUGGUGGCGCGCAGCGUCGCAGGACCCGGCGUCGUAAUCUCUUUCAUAAUCGCCGCCAUUGCCUCGAUAUUUUCCGGCGCGUGUUACGCCGAGUUCGGAGUGAGGGUGCCUCACACCUCGGGGAGCGCCUACGUCUACAGCUACGUCACCGUUGGGGAACUGAUCGCCUUUAUAAUCGGCUGGAACAUGAUCCUCGAGUACCUGAUCGGCACCAGCGCCUGUGCUUGCGCCCUCAGCGCCUGCCUCGACGCCCUUGCAAAUGGCGCCGUUUCCGGGGCGAUCGCCGGCAGCGUCGGCACCAUGUUCGGACACCCACCGGAUUUCCUCGCCUUUGUCAUCACCGUCCUGAUGAUGAUACUCCUCGCUGCUGGCGUCAAGAAGUCCCUCGUAUUCAACAACGUCUUGAACGCCGUUAAUCUCGCUGUCUGGGUAUUCGUCAUGGCCGCCGGAAUGUUCUACGUUGAUACGAGUAACUGGUCCGAGCACAAGGGUUUCCUUCCAUACGGUUGGAGCGGGGUUUUUACUGGCGCCGCUACGUGUUUCUACGCGUUUAUAGGAUUCGACAUCAUAGCAACGACGGGAGAAGAGGCGACGAAUCCAAAGAGAAGCAUACCUCUCGCCAUCGUCUCGUCACUGGUCAUUAUCCUCAUCGCGUACGUGACCAGCAGCAUGGUUCUCACGUUGAUUGUUCCGUACGAUCAGGUAGACCAGGACUCUGCAUUAGUGGAGAUGUUCGGUGAGGUGGGCGCCUACAAGUGCAAGUACAUCGUGGCCGUCGGUGCAUUGGCAGGACUGACGGUCUCAAUGUUCGGCAGCAUGUUUCCCAUGCCAAGGAUCGUCUACUCGAUGGCCCAGGACGGUCUGAUAUUCCGGACACUGAGUCAAGUUUGGCCUACGACUGGGACUCCGGCUUUGGCCACCUUCGUGUCCGGUAUCUGCGCAGCUUUCGCCGCGUUGUUGAUACAGCUCGAGGUCCUCGUCGAGAUGAUGUCGAUAGGCACCCUUCUCGCGUACACGCUGGUAUCGACCUGCGUCCUGAUCCUGAGGUACCAGCCGCACUCCACGAACCUCGUCGAGCUGCUUCCCCAGAGUCUUCGAACGCCUUGCAGAUCGCCGACGAAGGAAGCCCAGUCCAAUGGCCAGGUGGCCUAUGGCAAGGACCUCAGGCCUGAUCAGCUGACGACGGCGCUGAACCCGAUUUCCGGUGCACCGGCGGAAGCCGCCCCCGGGAACAACCAGCGUGUUAUGGUACGGAGGAUCACGAGGAGGUGCAACAGCUCAUCCCCAGACUCCGACGACACUUACGGCGGCGAGGAGGACGACGUAGGGCUGGGAAAGGACGAUCAGUAUCUCGUCAGCGAUCGCACGGAAAACAAAUUCUACGGCAGUGUUCACGCCGCUGCUGCCGGCUCCAGUUGCGGAAGCAGUCAUCAGUACCCCGGGAACACGCCGAUAAUCGGACCACCCUUGAGCUACCUUCAGCGUCGUCUCCAGGCAGCGCAGUACCUCUGUCCAGCGAUAUUCCCUUGGGUUGACAGGGGGCCAGCGACUGAGGCCUCCGGUCGUUACGUUAUGAAGAUGGUCGGCGUGCUGUAUAUAUUAAUUCUGAUAUUCGACUUGAUCAUCGUCUGCGGAAUGGGUAAUAUGGGGACCUUCACGACGCUGUUGACCUUCAUUUUCCUAUUUGCAAUAAUCGGAGUCCUACUGGCCAUCAGCAGAAAACCCCAAAACAGGAAUAGCCUGAUGUUCAUGACUCCGGGACUUCCGUUUGUGCCGGCGAUCGCGGUGACGGUGAACAUGUACCUAAUAUUCAAGCUGAGCAUCCUGACACUGGUCAGAUUCACGAUUUGGAUGAUAAUCGGUUUCGCAAUGUACUUUUACUACGGCAUAAAGCACAGCACCCUCGAGGAGCAGGACUGCGGCGAACACGCGGCGGAGAGCGGAGAUUCCGUCGGCGGAAACAUAGAGCUGAAGGUGACCGAGCAACAAAAAGCUUCGAGCUUUACGUUCAACAGCAGCCAGGGAACGGAGCGUGGAUUUUACGAGGGCCAGCAGCUCGACGCUUUCGGUCAGCCGGUAUUCGGCAGCACGAAUUUCGGGGGGACACCGAGUCACGUUGCGAAAACGAAUCCUCAAGGAAACGCCGGAGAGGCGAACGUGCUUUUCGUAUCGGAGCAGGCUUUCCCGACUUGGGACGACUAGAGAGCCGGCGUCCGUCUAUUUCACGUAGAAUACCGUUGAGAACGAAGGAAACAUGAAAAAUGAUACGCCGCAGUAUGAAAUAAUAAUAUUACACUGCUAGAGGUAUUGCGGGAUUAUUAAUAUUAUUGUUCAUAUUAUUACACAAUAUCCCAUUGGCUGAUUCUUUCGGCUAAAUUGUUGGUAAAUACUCGCCCGACAUAAUCGGGAUAAACCGUGAAUCAUAUUCGCGUCGGUGCAAAAGGAAACUAUGACAAGCGUUGUGAGAAUCGAUUUAUUUUCUGCUUCUUUAUUGCCGCAAAAAAGGUUCAUAUACACACAGCCGGCGUAUUCGUUCGUAUAUAAUUUAUUUACGUUAGCGUUACAAUUGUCAAGUAUUUAUACACACACACGGGCCGUUUGUAUAGACCGAUUUUAAUUGCUCAAAUGUACAAUCUUGCGAGUAUUUUUUUUUUGCAAUUUUAUAAUAUUAUAUCAAAGGGUUACGACGAUUCUCCAAAAGAUGUGUAAUUUGUUGAUUGUACUGUAAAAGUCUGUCAGGGCAGAUGAUAGCGUAAAUAAUUGCGGCAAUACAUACAUUAAUACAUACAUAAUAUUAUCACUAUUGAAUUCUCAUCGUCAUUAUGAAUGUUACUGUUAUACUAUUAUCAUCAUUACCAUUAUAUUAUUAUUAUUAUUAUUAUUAUUAUUA